This is a messenger RNA of Parathielavia appendiculata, 1971 nucleotides long. Its product is annotated as MFS general substrate transporter. NCBI's taxonomy places the organism in Eukaryota, Fungi, Ascomycota, Sordariomycetes, Sordariales, Chaetomiaceae. The record is from RefSeq and is a predicted model, not a curated record. The transcript is spliced from 4 exons. Gene Ontology annotation, molecular function: transmembrane transporter activity. Gene Ontology annotation, cellular component: plasma membrane. Bases 1 to 1971 code for a protein of 656 amino acids. Gene Ontology annotation, biological process: transmembrane transport.
AUGUCUAUUCAGCCAAGGCUUCCGGCCAAGGACCUGCCUGAGCCGCCGGCGCCGCUGAAAUUUGACUCAUGGAGUCCCAUCGACUACCCAACACUACCACCGAACAGACCGCUGCCACCCAGACCAGCGAUGAAGCCAGCAGACAGCCCCAAGCUUUCUCAACCAGCCCGUCCACCACCACUCAAGCCGCAAGCGCCCUUGGGCAUGAAUCCUCCAACGAGACCUGGUACGGCGACAAGCAGCCAGGUAUCAGGGUCAACAGCUCUAAGGUUCCCCGGUUCGUCAAAGAGGCUCUCUUGGACAUCGAUCACAAGGAGACCCAUCAAGUACGGGCAGGGGAGAUACGGCCGUGUCGAACUGGUGCCACAGCCUAGCGAUAAUCCCGAUGACCCUCUGCUCACAAGAAUCCAGAACUGGCCGAUGUGGAGGAAGGAGCUCAACUUUUGGUCGCUUCUAAUCACGGUAGCCAUCACUGGUGUGACAAAGACGAUAUUUAUGACUGUUAAUGCCCAGCUCACCGAAAGCUAUCUGGUUUCUUACACUGCUGUUGCCGCCCUAACCGGCGUGCCCCUUAUUCUUUCCGCCCUAAGUGGCGUCUCUUGUCUCGUCGCCUCGAGGAUAUGGGGCAAACGACCACUGUACUUGGCCUCGCUGCUAUUCGUGUUCAUUGGAACGGUCUGGAAUACCAAUGCUGCGAGCAGUUACGCCCAGUGCAUGGCUGCAAGGAGUUUCCAGGGGCUGGGCUGGGGAGCGUUCGACACGCUCGUUCUGGGGUCUAUCCAAGACACCUACUUUGAACACGAACGCGGUCUCCGCAUCGCUAUCUACUCGAUUGUCGCUGUGGCGACAACUUGGGGGACCCCAUUGAUCAGCGGAGUUACCUCCGAAGGCCCCGCUGGUUUCAGCCUACAGUUUACCAUCCUCAGCGCCUUCUUCGUCGUGGCCGUCCCUGCUAUCGCCCUGGGCGCGCCAGAGACCGCGUUCGACCGAACCUUCACCGUCGCCGAGACCCCCUCCACAGCCACGAGCCACUACAAGCUCUCCGUCCCGCUCACGCCGCGGCGCCUUUUCUCCUUAGAAACCUUCACCAACUACAUCGUCAAGCUGAAGCCUUACGCUUACAGCAGCACCGCGGACCUUACUAUGCUUCUCCAGGCGCCGCGGGCCUUCAUCACGCCCACCACAGCCAUCCUCACCCUUGUCUCCCUCCUCCCUCACGCCUCUCUCUGGGGCCUCGCCACUUCCCUCUCCCUCCUCUUCUCCCCUCUACCAUUUGUCCUCUCCCCAGGCACCAUCGGCGCGUUAUUCCUCGCCCCCUUCCUCCUCUCCACCGCCGCCGUCGCAGCCCCAGUCCUCAUAUCUUACUGGCAAGCCCGGUUCACCGUCAAAAUCCAUAUGGCCGCCCUCGCAACUGGCUCCGCCCUAACCUUCAUCGGUAUCCUAACAUUCGGCCUGCACCUCGAAAGCGCCAUGACCCCACCCCCCUUCUCUUCCUCCUCCCCAGACCAACCCGUCUCAAUCUACGCGCUAGACUACCUCUCCCGGCGCGUGAACCUCCCCGCAGCAAGCUUCGUUCUAGGCCUCCUCGCCGCCGGCGUCUCCCUCCUCGACGCCGCCCUGGCACUGCCCGUCGUGCGCGCCAGCACAGCCUUCACGGGAUCGAGCCACGCCGUCGCCACGCGCAACACGGCCGACAUGCUGGCCGGCGGCGCCUGUUGGCGGUCCCUGGCCGCGGGCGUGUUUGUCGUCGCCGUGCCGGGGGUGGUUUGGUGCUGGGAUGGGCUGAGGAAGUUUUGUAUUGGGAUUACCGUGGCGCAGAUGGUUGUUGCAGCGGCGGCGGGGGUGACCGCCAUGGAGAGGUCUCUGGACUGUGACAUGAAACCAGGGAACGAUCUUUUUGCACGUUCGCAGCCAGACGUAGCCGUGAAUAUCUCGUUCCAUGUGCCGAGAAUGGCCUCCGCAGCCCUCUAG